AGGAAGUGCAGGAUGUGUAGGGGAAGUGUGAGAGGAUAAUGUAGUGUGGAACACGAGAACAUGUACUCAGAGGACAUAGAAUGAGCAGGUUCAUCUCCAGGGCUGCAGUGCUGUACCAGGGAGCUGUAAGGGGUCUCUGUGUCUCCUCUAAGCAGGAGAGAGAAUCUGCAACCCAGCCAUGCUCAGAGAAAGAGGCAACCGUGUAUGUUCAUUGGCCCUACUGUGAGAAGCGCUGCACAUACUGCAAUUUCAACAAGUAUAUUCCCCGCUCUGAGAAUGAAACUGCCAUCCGCUCCUGUCUGGUGCAAGAGGCUCGCACACUGAUCCAACUCAGCCAGGUGCACAGGGUCACUUCAGUGUUUUUUGGGGGUGGGACCCCAAGUCUUGCUAGCUAUGAUAGCAUUGCUGCAGUGCUUGAGGCAAUCUCCCAGACUGCACUGCUGCCACAAGAUGCAGAAAUCACUUUAGAAGCCAACCCCACAUCAGCAGAAAGAAGUCGGUUGCAGCAGUUUAAAAAGGCUGGAGUGAAUCGACUGUCUCUGGGGGUGCAGUCUCUGGAGGACCAAGAACUUCUGCUUUUGGGAAGGACUCACUCUGCCUAUGAGGCACAAAAGACUCUAGAAGAAGCUUGCAAUCUCUUCCCUGGGCGCACUUCGGUGGAUAUCAUAUUUGGGCUUCCAGGGCAAAGCUUGGCAUCCUGGCACAGGACUUUGAGGCAGCUGCUUGACAUUUGUGAUGACCAUGUUUCCUUAUACCAGCUGACCUUGGAAAGGGGUACUGCUCUCUUUAAAAUGGUGCAUGAUGGUCGACUCCCUACCCCAGAUGUGGAGGUAGCUGCCCAGAUGUAUGAGGAUGCCAGAAAAACCCUCUGUGAAGCUGGAUUCCGACACUAUGAGGUGUCCAACUUUGCUAGAAAUGGAGCACUGAGUGUGCACAAUAUGUCCUACUGGCUGGGGAAGCAAUAUAUUGGGAUAGGACCAGGGGCACAUAGUCGUUUUGUGCCACGUGGCAGUGGGGGCCAACGCAGACAGGCCCGAAUACAAACUCUAGAACCAGAGCCUUGGAUGAAGGAAGUGACACGUUAUGGACACGGAACACGGAAAGUCACAGAACUCAGCGAACUGGAUGUCUUGUCGGAAACCCUGGUUCAAGGAUUAAGAACUGAUAUUGGUAUUACUCACGAGCGUUGGCAGAAAAUUUUUCCCUCUCUCAGUCUAUUCCAUGUGUUUGGCGCAUCACAGGAGAUCGAGGAGCUGCUGCAGGCGGAAUUACUGGUGCUGGAUGAAAGAAGCCUUCGCUGCUCCAGGAAGGGACUGGCUGUAUUAGACUGCUUGCUGUUACCUCUGCUGACUCAACUGCAGGAGCACUGGGCUCAGAGAGAGACACUGACAUCUUGUGAGCACCACAAUACCCCUAAAUUAUAGAAACCAGCUCCAAUCUUCCACAGCCAUAGAGUGCGAUGUAAAGCCAAGUCUAGUCACAAGUGCAAAUCCUUACAAAUCAUACUCACAGUCAUACAUAAGCACUGAUACACUAAUUUUUCCCUUACCCUCCAUAUUUUUUUUGUUUUUACUUUUUUCCUCUCCCCCAGGUCCAAAUGAAAGGAUAUACCAGACACUAAAUGCCAAAUAAUUAAGGGUUUUAUUUAUUGAUGUUGUAAAAAAAGAAUUUAAGCAUAUUUCUUUAUUUAUUUGGAAAAUAAAUUUUAAAAAAAGA
Messenger RNA from Xenopus laevis (African clawed frog), 1716 nucleotides. RefSeq names its product radical S-adenosyl methionine domain containing 1 L homeolog (gene rsad1.L). Gene Ontology annotation, biological process: porphyrin-containing compound biosynthetic process. Lineage: Eukaryota; Metazoa; Chordata; Amphibia; Anura; Pipidae. Gene Ontology annotation, molecular function: iron-sulfur cluster binding; 4 iron, 4 sulfur cluster binding; metal ion binding. Bases 81 to 1424 code for a protein of 447 amino acids. The transcript has 9 exons. The record is from RefSeq and is a predicted model, not a curated record. Gene Ontology annotation, cellular component: cytoplasm; mitochondrion.